AUGUUAGGCUUGAUUGAUUUGGUUCUAAACCAAACUAGUUCAGAUAAUGAGAUCAGAAAGAAUGCAGAAAUUCAAUUCAGCCAAAUAGUCAAGCAAGAUCCAUCUAAUGCAACUCAAACAAUUUUGCAGCUGGCUCUUGAUAUUUCACUUCCACUAGACGUUAGACAGGCAUGCUUAUUACACUUGAAGCGAUUAGUACCACAAUACUGGUCAAUGGGGUUUGAAUCAUUUAUUGGCCCUCCAAUAAAUCAAGACACGAAACAGUUGAUAAGAUCAAAACUAUUGCAGUUGGCCACUUCUACCCCCGAAUCGAAAAUUAGAAGCGGUGCCGCCUAUGCUAUUGUUCAAAUUGCUUCUGUUGAUUAUCCCGACGAAUGGCCCGAGUUGAUAAAUGAAUUGUACAGUGCCACUACACAAUUCCAGAACGAGACAGCGUUACUUGGUGGAUUACAAGUGUUGACUGACCUAUUUGAUGAUUUGAUCACCGAAGAACAAUUUUGGGAAGGCGGUGUUGGUAAAGAAGUAGUUGGCCAUUUGAAUAAUAUCUUGAGUCAAAAAUUGGCCGCUGACGUCAAGACCCAGGCAAUAAAAUUAUACGAAAGUGUUUUGGCUAUUCUAAGAAGUCCAGAAGCAUUCACAACCGAUGAAAGAAAACAGUUUGUUGUUAAUGAAAUUACUUCUACAAUCCAAGUAUUAGUUCAAUUGCUUUCAGAAAGGGAAUUAAAUCUUGUUGACUUGCAUUUAAGAAGCUUUAUUUACAAGAUCCUUGCUGUCAUCAUUAGUCAAUUCCACUCCAAACUCGCUCUUGAAGUUAAACAGACAAUCUUGACAUUAAGUAUUCAAGAUCUCCAUUACCUUGCACCAGUUUAUAGCAAGGUUGCAUUGGACGGAAACCAUGGGAUUGAUGUGUCUUCCGAAUUAGAGGUUUCAGCCGUGUUUACCAAUCUUCUUGAUGAAUUAUUUCAAACCAUCAAUUCCAUCCAACAUGAUAUCCCAAUAAACAACGACCAAUUCGUUCAGGAUUUGAUUGUCUGUGCAGUAUUACCAAACGAAAAAUUAGAAGAAUACGAGCUUGACUUGAAUGCCUUUGUCAGCGACACAACCGGUUUGAACGUCACCCCAACUGUUCGAGACUCAAUCUAUGAUUUGUUGACUGAAUUAAAUCCUAAUGAUGCCGCUACUUGGUUUAAAUCUAUUUCCUCGCAUCUUAAUGACGAAAAUUGGAGAAAACUAGAAGCACAGUUGGUCAUUCUCGAAGGGUUGCUCGGCAACGACGAGGAGUUGGAGGAUCCGGGAUUAUCUACAUUCACUAGGUUUAUCACUAACCAUAACACAGUAAUCACUUCCAGAUGCUUUUUAUUGUUGCCUAAAUACUUUGAAAAAUUCUCUAAUCCAAAUGCAAAGAGGGUACUUGUUGACAUGAUCACAUUUGCCGCAAGAAGUGUGCCAAGAAUUAAGGUAUCCUCCCUCAUUAGUUUUACCUAUUACAAGCAUGUGACCGAAUUGACUUCCUUGGACAAAUCGAUCCAACCACAGCUUUUUAAGCUUGUUUAUUCUUUGAUUGAAGAUUGCGAAGAAGAUGGACUUCCAGUCUUGUUAGAGGCAAUUGGUGAUACCAUAACUAUAAACCCCAGUUAUGCUUCGGCUGUCACCAUCAGUCAGGGUGUCAACGUUAUUGACUUGAUAUUUAAAAUUGCAUUCAAAGAUCCAGCUAAUGUGCAAUUGAUUACCGACAGCUCGGAAUGCUUGACCGCACUGUUGGAAAACACCAGUGUCCUGGAUUAUAUGAUUGCGUGUGAAAAAUCGUUGCCAUUUAUUUUCAACAUUAUGCAAUCAUCUAAUGGCGAUUAUACCCCCGAGUUGUAUUUGUCGUUGGAAUUAUUAAGCAUUAUAAUUAAAUCAUGCCCUGGAGGCGAACUACCAGCACAAAUUUUCCUGUAUGCAUUUCCAAUAUUGCGAAAGAUAUUGCUCGACUCAUUUGAUAAUCAGAUAUUGCAAAGUGGGGGCGAAGUGUUUAAUGAGUUGAUUAGAAAAGGAUCCAAGUCUUUUCUUGAUUACAAAGAUCCAGCCACAAAAGAGUCAGGCAUUGAUUGCAUGUUAAAAAUUGUUUCCAAGUUUCUUUCACCAGAAUUAUCCGACAGUGCUGCUAACAAGUGUGGAUCCAUUGUAAUUUCGUUGAUUGAUCAAUUUCAAAAUUACUUGCUGUCGGAUUUUUUGACUCAAAUCCUAGAAAGUGCAGCCAAUCGAUUAGUCAUUGCCAAAGAGACAGCAACUAUUGAAAAUUUGGUCAUGGUGUUUUGCCAAUUGGUUUUAAAGUCCCCUGUGGAAAUGAUUGAGUUUUUAAGCAAUAUGCAGUUACAAGGAAAAUCUGGGUUAGCUGUUGUGCUUCCAAUUUGGUUUGAUAGUUAUGAAGUUACUAGAGGAUACGAGCAAAUUAAACAAAAUUCAUUAGCAUUGGGUAAAAUAUUCAGUUUGGGCGAUCCAAGAAUCGAGAAUUUAGUGGUUAAUGGUGAUAUAAUCCCUUACGAUGGUGAUUUGAUCAUUACAAGGUCAAUGGCACAGACAAUGCCCGAUAAGUUUACGCAAAUAUCUGCAUCGCUAAAGAUUUUGAAAUUGUUAGUUAGUGAAUUGCAAUUUCAGUGCCAACAACCUAAUGCUGAAGAGUAUUUACCUGUACAAGAAGAUGACAAUGACGAGGGAUGGGAAGAUAUGGACGACAUCGGAGUUCCUAAUUUUGAAAAACUAAAAAGCUACAUCAACGAUGACAAAAAGCAUGAGACUGAUGAAGGAUUGAAAAAUUUGUUAACACAGUUUUUCCGAGAAUGCACUGCUAAGAACUUGGGAGAUUUCCAGAGAUAUUACGAGGAAUUAAGUGACGACGAAAAGAAAGUGAUUACUGAAAAUUUAAUUUUUUAG
Candida dubliniensis CD36 is the source of this 2916-nucleotide messenger RNA. RefSeq lists its product as uncharacterized. Gene Ontology annotation, cellular component: cytosol; nuclear envelope. Bases 1 to 2916 code for a protein of 971 amino acids. Gene Ontology annotation, molecular function: small GTPase binding. NCBI's taxonomy places the organism in Eukaryota, Fungi, Ascomycota, Pichiomycetes, Serinales, Debaryomycetaceae. The transcript has a single exon. The record is from RefSeq and is a predicted model, not a curated record. Gene Ontology annotation, biological process: protein import into nucleus.